Molecule: messenger RNA, 7343 nt
Organism: Pieris napi
Lineage: Eukaryota; Metazoa; Arthropoda; Insecta; Lepidoptera; Pieridae
Gene: egg
Product: histone-lysine N-methyltransferase eggless
Exons: 35
Coding region: 322-6267 (1981 amino acids)
Biological process (GO): negative regulation of gene expression; heterochromatin organization
Cellular component (GO): nucleus
Molecular function (GO): histone H3K9 methyltransferase activity; zinc ion binding; DNA binding
Source: RefSeq, a predicted model, not a curated record
AAACUGAACAUUUGUGAGCUGUUUAGUGUUAAAUAAAAAUAACAGUUAACAAUAAUAUUUAAAACUGAAAACAUCUUAUUCUCGGCAUAUUAAUUUCUUUUAAUUGCCGUAUGUAAUUAUAAGAAUCUCUCACUAUGGUAUCUGCAAAAUGUUUGCGAUUUGUCGGUGUUGAUUUUAUGUGUUUAGUAAUUCGCCGUAUUUUUUAAGGUUCAUAUUUAUAAUAAUAUGCAAAUAACCUAAAAGCAAUAUUGUCCAUGUAAUGUUAUUGUUAUGGGCAUUAUUUAUGUAGUACUAAUACUGUAAAUAAAACUUUUUGAAAAGAUGGAUUCAUCUUCAUCAGAAGCUAGCAAUGCAAGUAAUAAUGAUGAUAUAAACAUUUCAUCUAAUGGUAGCAAAAAUCAAAUUCAAUCUCUUGAUGCAACAGUUAAGCCUUUGACUCCAAUAGAAAAUUUUAGUGAAAAGAAAACCUAUUGUGUUAGCCCAGGUGAAGAUAUAGAGUUAAGAUGGUAUGAUUGCGAUGAUAAUGAUGAGCAGAGUAUAGAGAAGAACUUAGCUGAUGAAAUGGAACUACUGAAAGAUUCUGAUGAUGAAACUAUUUCUAAGAAGGAAAGUCAGCAUAAAUUAACCGUACAGGACAGUAAAAUGCUUAGUGACAAUUCAGUAGCACUAGAGGAUCCUGACAGUGAUAACUUAAAUAGCAUUGAAAUAGUAGAACCAGAAUUACUAAAAGAUAAACCUAAUUUAGCUACUAUUGAUGAUAACUCUGUUUCAGUGAAUACAGCAGUAAUAAAAAAAACUCUUAAAGAUCCCAAUGUUAUGUUGGAAAUACCCACAUACAUAGAUAUUAGUAACAGUGAUUGUCAAUUGAAUGAUACAUUUAAUAUUAUGGAUUACAAAAAUGAUGACCAUUUAGUAAAAAAUAAAAAAACUGAUAAUGUUAAUAUAAUUGAAGAAGACCAAUCUAAAUCUAGUUUUGCAAGCCACAUAUUAAAAUCUCUUAAAAAUGAAGAAACAAUUGUUGAUAUUGAGGCUGAUAAAAUGAAAAAAAUACUGUCCAAUAUAGAAGAUGAUCUUUUGAAAUCCCCUGAAAAUGAAGAGAACUUACUCGAUGAUGAACCAAUAUUAAUUGAUUCCGAGGAUCCAGAACCUGAAAUUAUUAAUAUUAUAGAAGAUGAUGAUAUUUUAGAGCCAACUCCAAACAUAUCCAAUACUAUGUCUGUUCUAUCGCACAAUGAUGAUUUGCAAGAUACCCUGAAAAGAUUUACAACAGAUUUGAAUGAUCCCAAUAGAAUGUCUCCUCAGAAAUGUGAUGCAUCAGAUGACAGACCUAUUUCAGAUACUGAAGACCUUGAUCAGUCUGAUUAUAGUGUCUUUUCUGAUAUAGAUGUAAUUCUGCCAACAGACCCAGAAAAUGUGUCCACAAAUGAAGAUACUGAUUUAUUGUUAGGAAAUAUUGACUUGCCAUCUGAUAAAUACAUAGAAAAUGAGUGCAUUCUUUCAACAAGUGACAUUGGCCAUACAAUAGAUGAGUGUAUGACAACUGUAGCUGAAAGCAAUAAUCAAUCAACCGUAUCAUGUCACAAUAAAGACUCAACUUUAAACCAAAAUCCUGGAGAUAAUUUAAAAGCAGUGCAAGAUAAUAUACAAAUAUCAAGCCAGAAUGUGAAAGAUCCAUUGUUGUCUGAAGAAAUUAAAAAUAUUGAUGAAUUUCAGCCACUAACAUCAAAAGAAAUUAGAAAUGAUGCAAUUUUAUACACCUGUAAAGAAACUAUAGAUAACUGCCUGGACCAAGAAAAUAUUUCUUCUUCAUCAAAAGAUCUAAUACAUCAAGAUGAUAAAAUUUCAAGCACAUCAAUGGACUCUGGGGAAGAGAAUUCAAAGUCACAAACUGAGAUCCCAUUAGAAAAUACUAAAGUCGAUAAUGACAGUACAACUAUUCUAAAAGAUCUUAGGAAAGAACACCCUGAAUCAGACCAUACCAAAAAAGAAGAAACCAUGAAACCAGAUGAUGACAUUCUAAACAAACCUAAGGAUCUCAAAGAUGCAGCUUUAAAAUUGGAUAAUGCUAAUCCAUCCACAUCUAAGAAUCUCAAUAUGACAAAUGAUGCUAUUCUAUCCACAUCUAAGAAAGCAAGCCAGAAACUAGAUACAAUUCAACCCAUUGAAGACCAAAUACAGAAACUUCAAGAAAACAAAGACCCUAUUCCUUCUACCUCAAAAACUGAUGAAGAUGCAGAAGACACAUCAGACAGUCUUGGACUGUUGGCUGAAUCUUCUCGGAUGAUGGAAGACGAUGAGGAUCAAGAAGAGGACGAAGAGGGUGAUAAUGGGGAUGAUGACGAAGAAUUUGAUCCAGAAUAUGAAAGCAGUAACCAAAUGACAGUUGAACAGUCGGAGGAUUCAAGCACCCGUCAAUCAGAAUUAGAUGGCAAAGAAUCCAAAGAGGAUGACAAAAUUGCUGAGAGGCCGUUUGAGUUUAGUGCGCAGAAGGAUGAUCAGCAAGAAGAAAGUACUAAUGAGGCUAACGAAAACAAAGAUGCAGAUGAAGUGACAGUCGAAGCACAGGAUUCAAUUGACAUAGAAUCAAAAAUCUCUGACACUUCUGAUGACGAAAAUAAGUGUAAAGAUUUGCCAGAGGAAAAAACCGAAAAAUCUCCCAGCGCUGUCGACGCAAAUGUUGUUGAAUUAGAUUCCGAAGAUGAUGUUCAAGAGACAAAAGACGAUUCGGAUGUGACGUCAGUGAACCUCCCGGCCGGGAUAGAUGUCAUUGCGUCUCACUCUAGCAUAGCGAAUACUGACAUACGAGUGAAAGAGGGGGAGAUAGUCAUAAGCGGUAUACCGAAACCGGCGGCUGUUAAAGUUGCGCGACUGAAUACAGCAGAGGUGUCUAUAAAAACGACCAAACUCCCACCACUCGAAGUAUUUAAUUUGGAUUCCGACGAGGACAUGGAGGUCGAUAAAGAAGUUGCCGAAGAUAAAUCGGAAGUAACAGACGCUAAAUUGAAAAGUAUGAAAUGUGUCAACGAAGCGUGUCCACACCUUACGAACGUAUUUUAUGUGGCGGACAGCAGUGCGUUGUCGUUUUACAACGCAAAGAAGUGUCGAUAUGUGUGCGAGAUAUGUGCGGAGGCUGUUGUAAGAAGAAAUGAGAGACUUAUUGAGGGUAUUCGUAAUUUCGAAAAUCUUGUCCUCUUAGAUUUGGGCAAAGAUAUAAAGGAUUCAAUAGAAGUCCUGGAUUCAGACUCUGAUGAUGAUGUGGAUCCCGCGGAUUUAGCCAAAGAGGUUGUGGGAGAGAAAGGGGCCAAGUUACUGGAAGAACAAUUAGCUAAUAUAUUUAACGAGCAAUGGGAUAAAUACAAGAUGGAGACCAGAUUAUUGGAAAGUGUUGAUAGUUUGAAGACGGAAAUGGAGGAGCUUGAGAGACAAAGCAAAGAAGUAGACGAAAUGUUGAAGGAAUGUCAAAAAUCGACGGACAAUCUUCGUAACGAGUUAUAUACUACAUUCAAACCUGACAUAAAGCAAUUACCACCGAUUACUAUAUCUGAUAUGAAUCAGGUUACGUGCUAUGAAACACAUAUUAUGGAGACGCGUCUCUCGAAACGGCGUUUGGCGUCAAGUGCCGAGACACCCGCUAAACGUAAGGCGGAUUGUGAGAAAACUAACAAUGAUUGUACAGGUGUUUUCGGUGACAAAGGUGACGAUGAUAACACGGACAUAACAGUAGUACAAUUGUCUACGGAGAACGCACCGCCGGAUCUGCCACCUGUCGGCGAACUAGAACGGCCACAUUUACGACCCGGAAUGCCGAUAUAUGCCAUGAGGAAUAUGUUUGGGACAUGGGGCAAAGCGCAUAUCGUUGAAGUCAUUGGGGCAUCGAAUUCGCCAUUUUCCAUGUGUCGUAUCAAAUUCGACAAAUCCCAGAAGAACAUGUAUAAGACUCUCAGCGCACGAAAUCUGGCUUAUUGCGAACCAGCCAAUGCGAGGAUGACUAUUGGUACACGCGUCAUAGCGCUGUUCCAAGGUUCUGCUGAGGUUGGAAAAGAGAGCAAGCUGCGUGAGAAGUUCUAUUCUGGUAUUGUGGCUGAGGUCCCUAAUCCUGUUAAUAGCUUCAGAUAUUUAAUAUUCUUCGACGAUGGCUACGCGCAAUACGCGACUCAUGUGGACACACGUCUCGUCUGCGAAUAUUCCACUCAAGUGUGGGAGGAAGUUCAUCCAUUUUCGCGACUCUUUGUGAAGGAGUACCUCUUCAAUUACCCCCAAAGGCCCAUGGUCAGAUUGAAGGCCAACGAGACAAUUAAGACCGAGUGGAAGGACAAAUGGUGGCCAUCGAAGGUUGUCAAAGUAGAUGCGUCACUAGUUCUAGUACAGUUCCUAAUGGGUGAAUCGAAGGCUAGGCUGGAGUGGAUUUAUCGUGGAUCCACGAGACUCGAACCCCUAUACCGCGAGAUUCAGGCCGCGGGUAGACAGCGGCAGAGAGCUAUGCCACGUCCGCAAGCUGUUUCGAGGCCAAAUAUGCCGAUUGUGGAGUACAUGCGCUCAGAUGAACAAAAGUCGACGGAGUUGCAGAAUAUCAAAGAUAUAAAUAAUGAGGAACUCCGUCGCCAACGCGCAGUAGCGAAGAAAUCGACAGCCACGCCCACGCCCGCACCAGUGUCGAACCCCACACCCACACAGUUAGACAGCUUCUAUAGUCGAGUCGUGUACUAUACUCCAAAAAAAGCAGUGCGUCCAUACAAAAUAACCGCAAAUCAUGUUUGUGGACCGAAUUGUAAGAGAAAGGAUGUCUUGUCGUUGAAGGAUCUUCUCACGUACAAUCCUCUCGCAAAACCACUGCUCAGUGGUUGGGAAAGGCAAAUAGUCCGGUCAAAACACGACAAACGCGUAAUGUAUAGUGCGCCUUGCGGUCGUCGUAUACGUAACAUGGAGGAACUGUUGCGUUACCUGCAAACGAUCAAAUCCGAUAUGGGCGUGGAUCUGUUCGACUUUGGACCUAACACGCACUGUUUGGCCGAAUACGUCAUUAAUAAGUACGUCGUUUCUAAGAAGGAUCUAGCGAAUGGCAAAGAGAACGUACCGGUGCCAUGUGUGAAUUUCUACGAUGGUUCGCUGCCAGAAUUCUGUGCGUAUAGCACGGAGAGGACGCCGACAGCGGGUGUACCACUUAACUUGGACCCGGAGUUUCUAUGUGGGUGUGACUGUGAAGAUGAUUGUGAGGACAAAACGAAAUGUGCCUGCUGGAAAUUGACGCUAGAGGGCGCUAAAACUAUCGGAAUAGAGGGAGAAGAUGUUGGAUAUGACUACAAACGCCUGCCUGAACCAUUGCGAACAGGCAUUUACGAGUGCAACUCUAGAUGCAAAUGUAAAUCUACAUGUUUAAAUCGAGUCGUUCAACACCCAUUACAAUUGAAAUUACAGGUGUUUAAAACUCCGAAUCGAGGCUGGGGCAUUCGGGCUUUAAAUGACGUUCCCAAGGGUUGCUUUAUUUGUAUUUACGUUGGAAAUCUACUUACAGACGCUACUGCCAACCUGGACGGUUUAAACGAGGGCGACGAAUACUUGGCCGAGUUGGACUACAUAGAAGUCGUGGAACAGACAAAGGAAGGCUACGAAGAAGAUAUCCCGGAAGCCAUCAAGGCUCUGGAUAAGAAAGAGGGUAAUAAAACAUCAGAAGAGAGUGAGAGUGAAGAGGAGGAAGAAGAAGAAGAGGAAGCAAAGAGUCAGAGCGAGGAUGAAGAGUUCAAACCUGUUGGCUACUCACCUACUGAGGCCAUACAUUUCAAUAAGCGUUUAAGAAAACGAAAGAUGGAAGAAGAAAAUAAAUCAAUCAAGCGCGAAGUGCAACAGGAUGAGACGGAAAAAGAAGGAAAUGGCGAAGAUGGAUGUAUCACAAUUAGUGAUGAUGAGGAAGUUCGUGAGCCGUCCAGCUUCACAGCUGCAGCUGGGAUGGGUCAGGGCGAUUUUGUUUCUAGGCAUAGAUCUGUUCGUAAAUUAUUCGGCGAGGACGAGGCGUGUUACAUCAUGGACGCUAAGGUGCAAGGCAACAUUGGACGAUAUCUUAACCACUCAUGCUGCCCAAACGUAUUCGUACAAAACGUGUUCGUGGACACACACGAUCCGCGUUUUCCGUGGGUCGCGUUCUUCGCGAGCUCGCACAUAAAGGCCGGCCAAGAGCUGACCUGGAACUACAACUAUGACAUCGGUUCGGUACCCGGGAAAGUUCUGUACUGCUAUUGCGGGGAGACAAAUUGUAGGGGACGACUAUUGUAGUUGUAUUAUCUGCCUUCACUGCCAAUAUUUUUAAUCUUCAUAUUUUUGUUUGUGACGUCAUAAUUAGUUAGUGAAUAUUUUCCUAUCAUAAUAAUUGUCAUAGCUUUUGUACCACUUUUUUACUUAGACUGGAUGUAAUGUAGCACAUUGUUCAUUCAAUAGACAUAGACAUAGACAAUACUAGUUAUUUACUUAUUAAUUGCGUAGUUAAUAAUUUACCUAACCCACUUGCUUGAGAAAUACCACUACAAAGUUACGUUAAGAAUAAUUUAAAAAAAAUAUAGAGUCCCAUAAUCGCAGUAUAGAAUUUUUUGAAGAAAACGUUUGCAACGAUAAUAACAUCUUUAGAAUAUAAUGUUGUUUUGACAUCUUUUCAGCCACGAUGGCCGCUUGUUUUAGUUGAUUUAUUUUACUUACGUUUAUCACCUUAUAACAUUAAAAGCGAACAAAAUCUAUAGUAGUUCUCUUAGUUUGAUUUUGAAUCAAUUGUAAAUAUUCGAGUAUAGGUUAGAGAUCAAUAGUUUUAAUCUUUUUUUAUGUAUAAUCUGUAGUUGCUGGGUGACAUAAGUCGAAAGACAGAAUACAUUUUUUUAUAACACACUAGUUUCCUUAAAUUAAUACAUUAUUGUCAAUUUAUUCAAAUACAUAGUAUUUUGUGUUCAGAUUAGAAUUUCCAAUGUUCAUUAAAAAUUAAUGUUGCAUUAAUCUACAUGUAGGAAUGUUUAAUGUAAACUUUAAAAAAAAUUUGUUGGAUUUGACAGGCCAUUAAAAAUAUCGCACUAUAGAAAAUACCCUUACUGAAAAUAUAAUAAAAAUGGUUUAAGUAUUUGUAUCAGAAGAUACAUUCUAAGUUCAAGAUAAUUCUGGUAAAUUGGAUAGGGUCUGACCAUGUCAUUUAUCAAAAGUCAAUCGGUGUAGUGUUUUCUAGGUUAGGUUAGAAAUCACAUCUUAUUAGUUAAUCAUUGGUUUGUAAUUGUUACAUUGUGAUAAUUAAAUAAAUAGUUUAAUUAUAAUUGGAAAUUGUAAUGUUAUUGUAAGCAGCUGAAUUGUGAAUAUGAAUAAAAAGUAUAGACUGA